UCCCUCACCAUUAGAGUUCUUAGCGGUUGAUUCUAUCAAGUUUUUCUGGGUUUUCUUUAAUUAUCUCCAACUUUUUAUUUCUUAAGCAUUUUGCUUUAUUUUAGUUACGUUACUCGUAGCAACAUGAUCGAGCAACUUCCCUCUAUUCUUGAUGCCUCUGCGGAUCCACCUAUUCUCUUUGAUGGAACCACAAGGUUGUAUGUAUCCUACACAUGUCCAUUUGCCCAAAGAACUUGGAUCACAAGGAACUACAAGGGUUUGCAAGAGAAGAUAAAAUUGGUCCCAAUUGACCUCCAAAAUAGGCCAAAUUGGUACAAGGAGAAGUUGUACCCUGAAAACAAGGUGCCUGCUUUGGAGCAUAAUAAUGAAGUUAAAGGGGAGAGUUUGGAUUUGAUCCAUUAUAUUGAUGAAAAUUUUGAAGGCCCAAAAUUGCUUCCGGAAGAUCCCACAAAGCAAGAGUUUGCCACCGAGCUGUUGAGUUACAGUGACACUUUAAAUAAAGUUAACUUCUUUGCAAUUAAAUCUAAAGGGGAUGCACAUUAUGAAGUUGGUGUUGCUUACGAUAAGUUGGAAGAAGCUCUUGCUAAGUUUGAUGGACCAUUUUUCCUCGGCGAAUUUAGUCUGGUGGAUAUUGCGUAUGCGCCAUUUGUUGUCGAAAGGUUCAAGCCUUUGUUUUCAGAGGUAAAGAAUUAUGACGUCACCAAAGGCAGGCCAAAGCUGACCAAAUGGAUUGAGGAGUUGAACAAGAUUGAUGCUUAUACAGCAACUAAGCAUGAUCCGACAGAGUUACUUGGUGGCAUUAAGAAACGAUUGGGAUUGAAUGAAGGUCCUCAAUGCCCCUUGCAGGUUGAACUAUAAACUCUAGCACCUUAUUUAUAUUAUUUAUGAACAUGCACAACUUAAAAAAUCAUUAGAUUCAACAAUUUAUAUUAUCUUAAAAGAAGUUCAGGGAUAAUAAGUGCUUAACCACCUUCAGUACAGGAGAAGCAUCUGCAGUUACCUCUUUAUCACUUCAUGUUAUUAAUUGGUCGAGGUGCAUGAAAUUGGGGAGAAAGUUUAUCUUAUUAUAUUGGAGAAUAGGCCCAACGACUAUCAUCCAAUUGUGGAUAGACCCCAUGCAAUCCUAUUGUUGCAUAUAAGACCCCAGAGUGUUUUUUUAAGUUUUUAUCGUUAGAGAAAGAGAAAAUUAUUUUUUGACAAAUAGACGUCCAAAGGAUAAAAGAGUCCAAAGAUUUCACAUAGGGGUCUCUCUGCAAUAAUAGUAGUACAUGGUGUCUAUCAGCAAUUGUGCGAGGUGUUUAUCCACUUAUUAAAAGACUCUUGCUCUUUCGUACUCUCAAAACUUUAAAAAAUACUAUAUAUAUAUAUAUGGAAAAUAUGAUUCCAAGGAGCCAUCUUAGAUUGAACCUAAGUUUGCACCUCUCAAUGAAUAAGAGUGAGCUAUUUCAAUAGAUGAUCCGCUCCAUUCAUCAUGAUCUAAAUAUCUUAAAACAACUAUAAAAUAAAAAUUAUGACAUUUGAAUAUUUCUAACACAUAUUUUUCGUUGUCUCUUUAGUUGUAUUGUCAUAAAACCGUUAAUUUUACUAUCACUUGAUGCAUUAGUAAAAACAACCCAAUAUGCCUAAUUUUUGGUUUACAUGUCAUCCAAAUCAUAUAGAUCAAAAUAAAUAAAGUGGAUAAAGUAAAUUGAUUGCAUAUAAUCUAAUU
Asparagus officinalis (garden asparagus) is the source of this 1708-nucleotide messenger RNA. Its product is annotated as protein IN2-1 homolog B-like. Gene Ontology annotation, molecular function: glutathione transferase activity. Lineage: Eukaryota; Viridiplantae; Streptophyta; Magnoliopsida; Asparagales; Asparagaceae. The record is from RefSeq and is a predicted model, not a curated record. The transcript is spliced from 9 exons. The coding region runs from base 124 to 858 and encodes 244 amino acids.